AGCAGGAGAGAUGAGAUCAUGCGUACCGGUAUGCCAUGGAGCAUUGGGUACAUGGGUAUGCCAUGGUGGUAAUUUUUGAAUACCGGUAUUGAAAUAUUGGAAGAAACAGGAAGAGGAUAAAUUAAUGGUGCUUGCGCAGCUGCUUUCCGUUCACUCUCCUUUAUAGAAAGAAGACAUCAAGGACAUUGGGUUGCUUUGGAGUUUCCAUGCUAAUCCCAAACUGUGUGUUCAAGUUGACGAGUCCAACCCUUGUGAAAGGGAAAGUUCUUCAUCAUGGAUUCUCGCAAUAUUGAGGAGAGUGCAGCUGAUGGUUCUUCUGCGACAACAGCAUCUUCACAAAGCAACAAAGAAAGCGAAUCAGUCAAUAGGCCCGGUGGUAUCUCGCACCAACCUGCCAGUAAGAAUUAUAAUCCCUACUCUGCAGGUAAUCCCACCGACAGUUUACUUGGAGGUCAAACAACGUUUUCUCGAAGGGCGAAAAGACGGAUAGACUACGAAUGGCACGAGAUUUUCUUCUUGGUCGUGUCUGUGCUGUCUGUCCUGGUUGCCGUCGGCUUUUCAAUCUAUCGCAUGGUCGAAGAAUACGAUGCCUCGGCUCCUAAGGACAAAGCCAGCUUUACAUUUGCUGUGCUAAUUGUCUUCAACGCUGGGUUCUUGCUGGUGUAUGCCAUCCAUGGCAUUAUCUUCGAGCACGUGGAGGAGAUGAUAGGGUUUGCUGUGGCCUCGACCGUUGUCUUCGUCUACGUAUUAGUGGACUAUAUUCAGCAUCACAGCACCGCCGAUAAAGUCAAACUGGCGCGCUUUAUCCUGGUCGUUGUGGGCUUCCCAAUUCUGGUCACUCUGUCACUUUAUUGUGCAAAGCAGUUUAGAUGGAUCAAGUUUCGAGUGGCUGGUGCUUCAGAAGAAAUGCAAUCGAUAUACUCAACGUUUUGCAAGAUGGAGAGUUUGUUGCUGUUUGACUUCCAAAUUGCUGUCAGCUUGUUCAUUCUUGUGCUGUACCGGGGUGCAUCGCUAGACGCAUUGGAGACGGCGCUACUGUCAGUUGGUCUCUGCUAUUGCCUUGCCUGGGCUGUGGCAGGCUACUAUGUUACCAAAAAAGAGUACACGGCUUGGACCGUUGUCUUUGAGGUGUUUGCGCUACUGUUGCCAGCGUACAUUGCCUUUAAGAUCGUGAGAAUUGUUCAAAAAUGGGAUAUGUACAUAGAGGACGGGAUUGAACAACUUGCGAUAAUUUUCUACAUUGCUGCUGGUGUGGGAAUACUUGUGAGAGGCACUCUUCUCAUCAUCGUUGAGCGCGUCAGAAAGAAUUUCAACAAAGGCCUGUGGCGCCAAGGGCGACCACUGCCCCUCUCGGAUCAAAGCCAUGAGGUUCAGCUCCAAAAACGGGGGGAGUGAGCUAAGGAUCAGGAGGAGCAUUUUUCCUUCAUCAAAACACUGAGGCCUUGUAAGCAGCGAUGGUGUACGUUGCGUUUUGACUGAGCUACACACCGUCAAGUACACAGGCAGUGGCAGCGCUGCUAGUGCUCUCUAGAUGUCAUGUAGCACACGUUGUUCUCGUCUUGAAGCUGCGCCAUGUUUGCUUCAAAGGAAGUAGUUUGUCCCCACACAACCCUAGCGUUCUGCAAGUCCGUCUCCCUGAAAUGCGUCCACUGCCAGUCAUGUUACAGCCCACGCUGGUCUGCUUUCCUUUGACUGGCCAUUAUCAUUGCUUUUCUGCCGCGAUCGUGACGCCUGGUCCGAUCAUGCUAUGUCAACUUCACCAUUGCAGCGUUUUCUUUGAUAUUUAAUAUGUGCACUAGUAGUAGAACAGGCUUUAGUAGUACCGGUACAUGUACUUCAACCGUACUCAUUCCGGAGAGGUUUUGAAGGAUAGAUCUGCUGUCUUCCUCUGUCAUACCGGUACUAGACAGAUUUUGUGAAAGAUAUUGCAUCUAUUACGUACCGAUCCCUCGUCGGGCUGUUUUUUUGAAGAAUCGAUUUUUUUUAACAUCUAUCACGUAGAACCAGAUCAAUAAAAAAAUCAACAAAAUAUUAUUUUGUUGAUUUUUUUAUUGCCACCGCCUCCACUUGCUUGGCUGUCUGAGAUUGCGCAUUUUUACGCCUUUAUUUUGCUACUGUUGUUGCUCGUUUCUAACCGUGGAGAGAAAGUCACGGUAUAUUUUGGUAUUUUUAUACUAGCUUGCAAAGAGAAUUUACGUUGAAACUUGAA
Messenger RNA from Sycon ciliatum, 2209 nucleotides. RefSeq lists its product as uncharacterized. Bases 274 to 1395 code for a protein of 373 amino acids. Lineage: Eukaryota; Metazoa; Porifera; Calcarea; Leucosolenida; Sycettidae. The transcript has 11 exons. The record is from RefSeq and is a predicted model, not a curated record.